CUCAGUUCGCUUUUGUUCUGUUUCUUUUUAUUAUUUGUUGUCGGAUACUUGUGUUAUUUUUGUUUUAAAUAAUGGACGAUAGAAAGGCAUUAAUUGCCGUAGAUGGCGAAACAAGUGCUGACGAAGAUCCAAUCCUGCUCCACAAGGAGGCAGGUCAAGCUCCCAAAGCUGUGCAGGAUUUCGGACGCUACCAAAGCGAAGAACCCUCAACUAGUGCCGCCGCAGGUAGAGUUGCGCCGCAUAUUUCGGGGAAUAACCUCUUAUUGGAUGAUGAUCAGCCGCCGCUAUUGGGCAACCCCUCAGUGCCACCCAAUAUUCCCACUAAUGGAAGUGCAGGCAGCUCGAAUAGGAAUAUCAACAGCAGCGAUCCCAUCUUCCACCUGAGAUCCCGCACAGCAGCCGCAUCCACUCCCAAUUACGAGAGCUUGGACUACGAAGUAUGCGAGAACACGCUCUUUCAGGAUGAGCAGCGAAAAAGGCUGACAGAACGCUUCUCCCUGCGGAAGGACAUCAUCAGAUGGAUUAUUUUUAUACAGAUCGGCAUUAUCACAGCACUCAUAGCUUGCACUAUAGAUAUUAUAAUCGAAGAGCUGUCGGAACGGAAGUACACCUUUCUCUACAAUUCUGUUAAGAAAAAUGUACCCCUCAGCGAUGCGAGCGAUGGAGAUCUGCUGAUUCCGUACCUCUACUGGCUCCUCUUCAGCAUUUUGCCCGUGGCCUUUGGAGCAGCCAUGGUCACCUACAUUGAGCCCAUAACCGCCGGCAGUGGUAUUCCACAGGUGAAGAGCUACCUGAACGGCGUCAAAAUACCGCGAAUCGUAAGGAUUAAAACGCUGGCUGUGAAGGCCAUCGGAGUAAUAACAUCAGUGGUGGGUGGUUUGGCCGGAGGAAAGGAGGGUCCAAUGAUACAUGCUGGAGCUGUGGUCGCCGCUGGAAUUUCACAGGGCAAAAGCACCACGUUUGUGAAGGAUUUCCGCAUAUUUAAGGCCUUUCGGGAUGAUCACGAGAAAAGAGAUUUCGUUCUUGGAGGCGGAGCCGCCGGAGUUUCAGCUGCUUUUGGAGCUCCCAUUGGAGGCAUGCUCUUUUCUUUGGAGGAAGCGGCCAGCUUUUGGAACCAGAAUCUCAUUUGGCGCACCUUGGUGGCCUCCAUUAUCAGCGUAUUCACCUUGAAUAUCGUCUUAUCUGCUUACCAUGGCCUAAACGAUUUCACGUUCACGGGUCUCUUUAAUUUGGGCAAGUUUGAUACGCCCCUGAAAUUCGACUACUUCGAGCUGCCCAUCUUCAUGUUACUGGGAGUAACUGGUGGAUUACUUGGAGCCGCCUGGAACUCUCUAAAUACCAAAAUCAAUAAAUUUCGGAAGCGCUUCAUUCCCUGGAAAAUCGGAAAGGUUCUCGAAGCUGUUGUAGUAGCAAUGAUGGGCGUAACUUUGGCUUGCCUGAUGAUCUACUUUAUCAACGAUUGUCGUCCACUGGGCAACGAUCCGACCAACAAUCCUGUACAGCUCUUCUGCGAGGACAACGAAUACAAUGCCGUGGCUGCCCUGUGGUUUCAAACGCCAGAGGCUACAGUCAGAUCCUUGUUCCACGAUCCUCCAGGAUCCCAUAAGAUCCUGACGCUAGCCCUAUUCACAGUUGUGUACUAUGUGUUAUCCUGUGCUACUUUUGGGCUCAAUGUCUCCUUGGGUGUCUUCAUCCCAACUGCUCUGGUCGGCGCAGCAUGGGGUCGUCUUUUAGCCAUGCUAACUUACUAUGUAUUUCCACAGGCGGAGUUCCUGCAUCCGGGUAAAUAUGCUCUAAUUGGAGCUGCAGCUAACUUGGGUGGAGUGCUUCGGAUGACCAUUAGCUUGUCGGUUAUUUUGAUGGAAACCACUGGCGUGGAGACUUCGUUCUUCUUUCCUCUUAUCAUUGCACUUAUCAGCGCCAAGUGGGUGGGUGACUACUUCAACGAGGGCAUCUAUGAUACACAGAUCCAAGUAAAUCAUGUGCCAAUGCUGACUUGGGAGCCAUUACCACAGUACAAGGGUCUGACAGCUCGCGAAAUUCUGAGUAGUCCCGUGGUCUGCAUCAAGCUCCGCGAUUCCGCUCAUUACAUAUACAAGAUGCUUAAGAAGUGCGACCAUAACGGAUUUCCCGUGGUCGAUGAUGUGCUCGGCGAUCGUCGAUCAGAGGGUCGCGUUUGUGGCAUCAUCUUGCGCUCGCAACUGAUAGUUAUCUUGCUCAAAUCCCUGUAUAUGGAAAACAAACAAUUCUGGCUGCCAGAAACCUCUAUUCAGACUUUCAGAGACGUCUAUCCGCGCUAUCCAUCAAUCAAGAGCGUUCGCAAGUUAGAUGAUAAAAUCAAUUACACUGUGGACCUAUCCAUGUUUAUGAAUCCAUCACCCAUUCGAGUCAAUCCGCACGAUUCGGUGCCUAGAAUUUUUCAGAUUUUCCGCGCUUUGGGAUUGCGUCAUUUGUUGGUUAUCAACAAUGAGAAUCGCAUUGCUGGCAUUAUAACGAGAAGGGAUUUUAUUUACAAAUAACUCUGCAUUCAAUGCAAUUUUACGAAUAUUUAUAAAAUGCCAAAAGUGGGUCUAAU
Messenger RNA from Drosophila teissieri, 2575 nucleotides. RefSeq names its product H(+)/Cl(-) exchange transporter 7 (gene ClC-b). Gene Ontology annotation, biological process: chloride transport; transmembrane transport. The transcript is spliced from 9 exons. Gene Ontology annotation, cellular component: lysosomal membrane; intracellular membrane-bounded organelle. The record is from RefSeq and is a predicted model, not a curated record. Gene Ontology annotation, molecular function: voltage-gated chloride channel activity. Bases 72 to 2519 code for a protein of 815 amino acids. Lineage: Eukaryota; Metazoa; Arthropoda; Insecta; Diptera; Drosophilidae.